AAAUUUAAUUAAGUUAAUUAUUCUUCAACAGCAUCCAGUAAACUUGGAAAAUAAAAAGGUAGAUAAGAUAAGAAGAAGAAGAAAAAAAACAAACAACCAUGACAAGAAUCACCACCCAUAUUCUCAACACUGUCAAUGGUAAACCAGCACACGACGUAGCCGUUGAGAUAAACUUGGUAGAAUCAAAUCCAGUUCCUCAUUUCACGGCAACGACUAAUCAAGAUGGACGUAUAAUUGAAUGGCAGUACCAAGAUAAGUCAACAACUAAUCAAUUCCCUAGUGGAGAAUACAAAAUUAAGUUUAACACCAAGAAAUAUUUUGAAAAGUUGGAUCAAGAGACCUUUUAUCCUUAUGUUGAGAUUACAUUUACUGUUAAGGAGUCCGAUGAACACCUUCAUAUUCCAUUAUUGAUUUCCAAUUAUGGGUAUACUACAUAUAAAGGGAGUUAACAAAACUGCGUCUUGACGAAAAUUUCUGGGCUCAAUGCUUACAUCUAACCAUUACAUGUUCACGUUUUUGAUUUGAAAAACCUAUAUAGCCAUAGGAAGUAGCGUCU
This is a messenger RNA of Spathaspora passalidarum NRRL Y-27907, 556 nucleotides long. RefSeq lists its product as uncharacterized. The coding region runs from base 99 to 449 and encodes 116 amino acids. The record is from RefSeq and is a predicted model, not a curated record. Gene Ontology annotation, biological process: purine nucleobase metabolic process. Lineage: Eukaryota; Fungi; Ascomycota; Pichiomycetes; Serinales; Debaryomycetaceae. The transcript is spliced from 2 exons. Gene Ontology annotation, molecular function: hydroxyisourate hydrolase activity.